CAGUGUCAGUGUCGAGUGUCAACUUAUUAGACGAAUGCUGUUUUAGUUUUUCGAUGUGUAGUUUUGAUUAGUUUUUGUUUUCUGUUUUUAAUCCGGUGAUAAUAAUAAUAAAAAAAAUAGGCUGGGAGUAGAAAUGGAUGGAUUACUGGUUCCAGGGCUAGUCGCUUGUCUGUCGAUUUCUUAAUGGUGAAUUAUCAAUCUCUUCUACACUUUAGGCGCAAAAGAGUUGAGAAUCUCUCUUUGGACGGUUCUUGGAAGAACCUUGUCAUAGCCCAUAGUAUCAGUUAUAAAUCAUUUCCAUAGGGAUAGAUCUUUCUGCACAAAUUAUAAUUAGCUAGGCCCCUAUAAAACAUUUAGUCAUGACACUCAACAAUCUGUUGCUGAUCAGUCAACUGUCAGCUUAUGUUAUUGCCUUUAUAUUAUCAUUAUGCGUUACAAUACCAAUGAGUUUUCAUCAACAAGAGUUUAGGGGUCACUGUCUGCUUUUCUCGAAUGGAACCUGGACGGAUGAAGGACAACUGGCUGUCAACUGGGCAUCUCAAGCAUAUUGCAACUACACUAUAUUUGUGGGAUUUCUCCUAUCAGUGGUGUCUGUUGUCCAGAUAUAUAGAAUGUCAAUGUUUUUAUACAAGGAAACUGAUAGCUCCUUCCUCUCCGCCUUCGUGGAUGUGGUGGCAAGUCUGAUGCUAUGUGCUAUGACUGUAGCUGCAGCUCUGAUGAUCACACUGGGCUUCAUGGUUUGGUGCCAUGACAUGACUGAAAGAUUCCCUUCAUGUGAAAUCGCUGCUGGCAAUGCAUUUGAUAAACUGGAUGGUAUUGAUACAGCAAAUUUCUACAUAGAACUUGGAACUGCUCAGUUUGGUGCUUGGGCUUCGAUGGCUUGCUGGGUCGGACUCUCAGUGUUUGCAACACUCAAACUCUGCCGCUAUCAUCAACUAGAGAACAUGCGAGUGUCUAUGUUCAGAGAGAGACAACGCCUUGUCAAUGAGGGGAGUGGAAUUAUCAAUGACAUCUCGGCCACUACUGUACCUGUACCUGCACAAAUAUAACCAGCAAUACAAACACAAUCUGUAUAUAGCCUUACAUUACCUACGCUGCUAACUGGUUAAUAUGUUUAAAUUGUUGCAUGAAAUGAUAAUUUUAACAAAGAGUCUUUCUUCAAAGUCUAGCCUAUAUGCAUGUCCUUUUAAGACAUUUGGAGCCAAGAAACAAGUCUAAAUCAAAAUUUUAGAUGAAAUGAUUUUCAUGGAGAUUUUAAAUACAAUUUUUUUACAUUUUUAAUUGUUACUUUUGUUUUUGUAGACUAUUCUAUUUUAUUCCUUCUCAAAGUUAAGGUCUGUAGGGCUUUAAAAUUGUCCCACUGACUUAAAAUACCAGGAUUCUAGCAAUAGUAAAAAAGUAACUACAUUUGAUUUGGACUAGAGUAUACACUUACUAUACAGGGGUGGUGAAAAGUCCCGGGACGGCUUAAUAUUUUCUUAACCGUUACUACAGAUGUAGCUAUACAAGCUGGUACACUGUUACUGGACAUAAAACCCUUACUACAACUUCAAUGAGCUGCUACCACUUCAUGGGGACGGUCCACAAGGAUUUGGAAGAAGAUCUUAAAUAGAAGUAUAGGCUGA
Macrosteles quadrilineatus (aster leafhopper) is the source of this 1625-nucleotide messenger RNA. Its product is annotated as transmembrane protein 179. The record is from RefSeq and is a predicted model, not a curated record. The coding region runs from base 360 to 1049 and encodes 229 amino acids. NCBI's taxonomy places the organism in Eukaryota, Metazoa, Arthropoda, Insecta, Hemiptera, Cicadellidae. The transcript has 5 exons.